GAUAGGGAACGGAGAGCCGGCUGGAGGGGCGCGGACUUCGACACCCAGAAGGCCACGCGGUCUCCCUUGCCGCAGCCGUAGAGAGACAGGCGAAGCGAUGGCUUGGAGGGGCUGUUUUAAGUUGGGAGUCCAACUGCGGGGCUCUGCCCCCAAGCGAGCCUGGGGGCGCAGAGGGGUUGCCUCCUGCAUAGACCCUGCCGUGGGUCUGACGGAAGAGCAGCAGGAGUUUCAGAAAGUGGCUUUCGACUUUGCUGCCAAGGAGAUGGCCCCGCACAUGGCUGAGUGGGACGAAAAGGAAAUAUUCCCAGUGGACACACUCCGGAAAGCAGCUCAGCUGGGGUUUGGGGGCAUCUACGUGAAGCCAGACGUGGGGGGCUCUGGACUCUCUCGGCUUGACACCUCCGUCAUCUUCGAAGCGCUCUCGACCGGCUGCGUCAGCACCACAGCUUACAUCAGCAUCCACAACAUGUGUGCUUGGAUGAUCGACACCUUUGGGAACGAGGAGCAGCGGCUGAAAUUCUGCCCCUCCCUUUGCAGCAUGGAAAAAUUGGCCUCUUACUGCCUGACAGAACCGGGAAGCGGAAGUGAUGCGGCUUCGUUGCUAACUUCGGCCAAGAAACGCGGCGACGUGUAUAUUCUCAACGGCUCCAAGGCUUUCAUCAGCGGUGGUGGUGACGCGGACCUCUACGUGGUGAUGUGCCGCACGGGCGGGGGCGGCCCGAAGGGUAUCUCCUGCCUGGUGCUGGAGAAAGGAAUUCCCGGCUUGAUUUUUGGCAAAAAGGAGAAGAAAGUGGGUUGGAAUUCCCAACCGACUCGGGCAGUUAUCUUCGAAGACUGCGCCGUUCCGGUAGCCAACCGGCUAGGAGAGGAAGGCCACGGGUUCAACAUCGCCAUGCAGGGCCUCAACGGAGGGAGAAUUAAUAUCGCAUCCUGUUCCUUGGGGGCCGCCCACGCUUCGGUCCUCCUGGCUCGAGAGCAUCUUAAUGUCCGCAGACAGUUCGGGGAGGUCUUGGCCACCAAUCAGUAUCUCCAGUUCCAGCUGGCUCACAUGGCGACGCGGUUGGUGGCAGCUCGUCUGAUGGUGCGCAACGCCGCCCGAGCUCUGCAGGAACAGCGGAAUGAUGCUGUCGCUCUGUGCUCCAUGGCCAAGCUCUUUGCCACCGAUGAGUGCUUUGAUAUCUGCAAUCAAGCUCUGCAGAUGCAUGGUGGCUACGGCUACCUGAAGGAUUACGCUGUGCAACAGUUUGUGCGGGACAUCAGGGUUCACCAAAUUUUGGAAGGGACCAAUGAAAUCAUGAAGAUGAUCAUAGCCAGGUCUCUGUUACAGGCAUGAGUGUCCGGAGCUGGUCACCGGCCUCUGUGUGCUACAAGCUGCCUUUGAGUGACAGCCAGCUGGGAAGAACAGAAGGCGAUGCAUUUUUCUCCUUGACCUAAACUCCAGAUUUUGCAACAGGCACAGCCUGGCAGAGCUGGAAAAGCACGACAAAGGCGGGCUGGUCUCAAUAGAUCCCUUUGUCCACAAAGUGCCAACGCUGAACAUCUGCAUGUGGGAGUUGUGCGUCAGCCCUCCAUCGCCAUGGGUCCCCGCAUCCCGGCAGCAUCUCCUGGGAAGAAACGGAUCCAUUCUGGAUUUCCCUUAGGCUGGGGAACCCGCUCGUUUUCUUCUUGAAACAUCCUUUCUCUCCAGAAAAAAAGGGCGAGUGGUUUGCUAAAGGGGACAAAAAUAUCUCUCUUAUUUUAUGUUUUUUUCCCCCCUCAAUCUUUUAACCCAGUGAGAGAGUCUUGCUGUGCUCUCGGCAUGUCGAUUUUCAGCAUCGUGAAAAGCAGCAACCUGAUUUUUUUUAUUUUUCUAACUUUUUGCCGCCGUCUUUAGAGAUUCUCAGUCCUCCAGGUCAUGGUUGUCCCAAAGGUGGCUUCUUUUCCAAGCGGCAACUGGACUUUCUGGUUUUUCUUUGAAGAUGUUUCGCUUCUCAUCCAAGAAGCUUCUCCAGCUUUGACUGGAUGGUGGGGAAUGGAAGGAUUUAUAUUGCUUGCAGAAAGCUGGUCAUUUGCAUCCUUUUAGAGGGUCUUUUGUAGGUUUAUCUGUGUCCUAGAUCACUUGAGUGGUGCAAAUGUUCCUGUAGUCUGCAAUUUUUUUCUCUGGAAACCCAUUCCUCUUUCAUGCUUCAAGGACCCUCUAAAAGGAUGCAAAUGACCAGCUUUCUGCAAGGAAUAUAAAUCCUUCCAUUCCCCACUAUCCUGUCAGAGCUGAAGAAGCUUCUUGGAUGAGAAGCGAAACGUCCUCAAAGAAAAAAGAAAAGAAAAUAUUUUUGCCAUCAUGUUAGACGGCCACAGAAAAGCCAAAAAUGAACUUGUUUCCUUUGUGUGUGUGUGUGUGGUCAGAAGCGUCACAAUUAAAAUAAGACGUACUAUAUACCCCACAAAAAUGAAACUCCAAAAUCACAAGAUUAAAAUCUGCACAAGCUUCAACGAACCUUGCCCAGAGUGAAUUUGCAAGCCGCGGAUUAUUUCCUUCCGAAUGUUGGAAUCAAUAAACGCCUCGUGAUUUCUC
Molecule: messenger RNA, 2551 nt
Organism: Ahaetulla prasina
Lineage: Eukaryota; Metazoa; Chordata; Lepidosauria; Squamata; Colubridae
Gene: ACAD8
Product: acyl-CoA dehydrogenase family member 8
Exons: 11
Coding region: 98-1333 (411 amino acids)
Biological process (GO): lipid metabolic process
Molecular function (GO): acyl-CoA dehydrogenase activity; flavin adenine dinucleotide binding
Source: RefSeq, a predicted model, not a curated record